Molecule: messenger RNA, 543 nt
Organism: Gossypium arboreum
Lineage: Eukaryota; Viridiplantae; Streptophyta; Magnoliopsida; Malvales; Malvaceae
Exons: 3
Coding region: 1-543 (180 amino acids)
Source: RefSeq, a predicted model, not a curated record
AUGGAAGAAAGGUUAGAAAGCUUGGACAUCAACACCACAUACGAAGAAGGGGCUGGAAGAGAAAAUUUGUCGGGCAUUUGCCCCUACAUACCUAGAAGUGUUCUGGAUAACUGGACCGCGGAAGAGAUUCCUAUAGUUUUUAGAGCUGAUUCAGAAUACAAAGCGUGCAUCAUGGGUAUCUGUGCAACCAUAGAACGCAAGAUUAAAGUGCUAGAGUUCGAUGACAUUACCUUCCGCUACCUUCCACGGGAUGAAAAUCAGAUGGCCGAUGCUUUGGCCACCUUAGCUUCCAUGAUCAAGGUAAACAAACAAGAAGAUGUCAAACCCAUCUGGAUGAGCAUUUAUAAAACUCCGGCUCACUGUUAUAAUAUUGAAGAAGAUGAAGAAAAAGAUGAUCACCCUUGGUAUCACAAUAUAUUGCAAUACGUGAGGAAUCGUGAGUACCCGAACCAGGCAAGCGAGAAUGAUAAAAGAACGUUGAGAAGAUUGACCAUUAACUAUGUCUUAGAUGUGGAGAUCCUAUACAAGAGAAGAAAUGAUUAA